Molecule: messenger RNA, 987 nt
Organism: Archocentrus centrarchus (flier cichlid)
Lineage: Eukaryota; Metazoa; Chordata; Actinopteri; Cichliformes; Cichlidae
Gene: rxfp3.3a1
Product: relaxin family peptide receptor 3.3a1
Exons: 1
Coding region: 1-987 (328 amino acids)
Biological process (GO): G protein-coupled receptor signaling pathway; immune response; positive regulation of cytosolic calcium ion concentration
Cellular component (GO): membrane; external side of plasma membrane
Molecular function (GO): C-C chemokine binding; C-C chemokine receptor activity
Source: RefSeq, a predicted model, not a curated record
AUGAGUGAAGAAAAUGAGAGCAUUUAUUUAAACAAGUCACUGACCGAAAUGGAGCUCUUCAAGAACCUGGUGGAUAUAGACGUGACUGCUGACCGGACCCCACUUCUGAGAUUGUUCAUCUGUCUCGUUUAUUCAGUCGUUUGCGCUGCGGGUCUGGUCGGCAACCUGCUGGUCCUCUUCUUCAUUAGAGUCAAACAAGACAGGAGGAAGUCCAGAGUGAACUUCUUCGUGUUCAACUUGGCCGUGACGGAUCUGCAGUUUGUUCUCACUUUGCCCUUCUGGGCCGUGGACACCGCGCUGGACUUCAGCUGGCCGUUUGGAUACGCCAUGUGCAAAAUCAUCCUCUCGGUCACUGUGAUGAACAUGUACGCCAGCGUGUUUUUCCUCACUGCCAUGAGCGUGACCCGCUACUGGUCGGUCGCUUCUGCCCUAAAGAACAGAACUGUGCAGAGGUCGUGCGGCGCCAAAUGGGUCUGCGCAAUUAUUUGGACACUGGCGACUCUGGCGACUGCGCCCACGUCGAUUUUCUCCACUGUCAGCAGCGUAAAUGGGGAGAAAUUGUGUCUUCUGAGGUUUCCGGGUGGACAGUACUGGUUAGCACUUUAUCACAUACAAAAAAUCGUUGUAGGUUUUGUUUUGCCCAUGUUAAUCGUGUCCAUUAGCUACAUCCUGCUGCUGCGCUUCAUCCGCAAACGGAGCAUGAAAACGAGCAACCCCAAACGGAGAUCCCAAGUCACAAAAUCUGUCACCAUCGUCGUGUUGUCCUUCUUUCUGUGCUGGAUGCCAAAUCAUGCCAUCACCUUGUGGAGCGUGCUGGUCAAACUGAACGCUGCAAAUUGGGACAAGUCAUACUACACAGUUCAUACGUAUGUGUUCCCACUGACCGUGUGUCUGGCGCACACCAACAGCUGCCUGAACCCUAUCAUUUACUGCCUCAUGAGGAAGGAGUUUAGGACCAAACUGAGAGGUCUGAUACACAGAGGAUAG